AUGUAUCGUGAAGAACAGUUUGAGAAGCCAAAAGUUGCCAAAUACCAUCACAUAAUUUACAUUUCAGCCUCUGCAAUUAUAUUUAUUCUCAUAAUAGUUGAUCUUGCACUCAAUAGAUGGUUUUCUUACUGCUGGUGGGAUUUCGGAUUAAUCUACGCAGGCACAUUUACAGAUUUCGAAAACCUCCAAAAUGAGAAUUCCAUUAGCGACGUCAAAAGUGACGCUUGCGGAUCUUUAAAAGGCCUAAUAGAAGGAAGUUGCCCCGAUUUUUGUGACUAUAUUGAUGAUUUCCAAAGUGCUGGAGCUGUUAUGGUAUUUUCAGGAAUUGCUACAUUAAUAUCAAUCGCUGCUUGUAUUUUCUUUCACUUUUUAGCUUUUAACAGGUCUGCUUUCCGAUUCAGAGUUAUGUGGGUAUUUCUGAUUAUGCCAACUUUUUGGUAUUCUCUAGGAUAUGUAAUAUAUCUUGGUGUGGGAAAAUUUGGAGAUAUUAAAUCAACCAGCAGUCAAAGGUUUAAAAGCGAAAAUUUUGAAAUGAAAGAAGGCAUGAUACUCGCUAUUGUAGUCAUCAGUUUGAAUGUAAUGCUGAUGGCUUAUAGCUUUAUAAAAACAAAAAGAGCUUUCCUUUCAUAA
This is a messenger RNA of Blepharisma stoltei, 630 nucleotides long. The record is from the annotation of a GenBank genome assembly. Lineage: Eukaryota; Ciliophora; Heterotrichea; Heterotrichida; Blepharismidae.